AUGUUAUAAAAGACAGUUAACUAAAACUAAUUUUAAGAAUCCAAAUCACUAAUAGGAUUAAAAAUUAGCGAGUUAGCUAACUUUUAUAAUUAGGAUGAAUGUAAAUAAGUCAAUUAGGAUGGAGAUUCAAAGCUAGGAUUAACUAAUAAAGAUAACAAGAAUUCUUAUUAUCAUAGAAGACAAUAGAUAAGUGAGUAAAACUCACAAAACAUUACACUCUAGGAGGAAAGCAAAAUUAAAGAAUAAAAAACCAUAUUAAAUGCUAUUCAAUACUAUCCUUCUUAAGAUUAUACUGAUUCAAACUACCAACAAAAAUCUCCUAUCUAAAAAUUUAUAUUUAGUAAUAACAGUCCAAUUAACAGCAGUUUACCUUACUAUGUUAAUGAUAACCACCUACUGCAAUUAGAAGAUAGCUAGACUGAAGAAGACUAAACAUAAAUAAAUAGGCGUUUUCAAAGAUUAAAGUAAGAUUAAGAAAGUAAUAAUCGAUACUCGAUAGAUACUUAAGAUGAACCUAAAAAGAAAGAAAGUAUAAUGAAAAUAGCACCUUUUAAAAUCAUGUUUUAAUAACUGAUUUUUAUAUCAAAAUUAAUGAGAGCAUCAUCUAGCUAUAGAUUCAGGCAUAUUACAUAAAAAUAAUUUAGUAUCAUUGAUGACUUUUCAUCUUAUUUCAAAUACUACAUUUACAUUAACCCUAAAAUAAGAUCACUCAAACCAUCGCUUUUCUAAAAAAUAAUGUAUAAAGCUUAAUAAACAGUAUUGAUUGACAGCAUAAAUUAGUUCUUGAGAGGAAAGUGGAUAUUAAAACCUGAAUCUUUAUUUGUCUUUAUAUGGGAUAUUUUUAUGAUAAUUUUUGUGCUUUAUCUAUUGAUAGUAAUUCCUAUCGAGCAUGUAAAUGAUUAAAAUUAAUUAUAAGUAUUUGAAUAUUUCAACUCGGUAAUCAUUCAAUGGAUUCUAGUCUUUGAAAUAGUUGUUAACUUUAAUACAGCUGUAUUCUAUAAAGGAUAAAUAAUAGUUGAUAGGAUCCAAAUAUUCAAGCUUACCUACUAAAAUUUUAUAAAGGAUUUAAUUGUAAUAACGUUGUUCAUGAUAUCCAGAAAAUUCCCCUAAAUGUCUAAUUUUGCCUAUUUAGAAUAUAUAAUAUUUGUUAAGUGCAUAGAUAUACCUUAGAAAUUAAACGACUUAGAAAACAAAUUUUAAAUUUCUUAAAAUAAAAUGAGACUAUUCCAAUUAAUUAAAUUAGAAUUCUUUGUUCUUCUUAUUGCUCACAUACUUAGUUGUGCUUAUAUGAUAAUUGGUAUGAAUGAAAGUUAAUAGGGUAUAGAUAGUUGGAUUUCUCGAUACAAAUUAAAUAACUAUUCUUUGACAGAUUUAUAUUUGGAAACAAUUUACUAUAUGAUUAUUACAAUGACAACAAUUGGAUAUGGAGACUAUACUCCCAUAACUCCUAAGGAAAAAAUAUUCAUUUCAAUAGUAGCACUAAUUGCAACUAAUGUCUGUGCUUUUUCGUUUAGCUAAAUCAGCGAAAUUGUAAAGUAUGAAUAGGAUAAAAAGUAAGCUUAUCAAUAAAUUAUGCAGGGUAUUAACAAAGAAAUGAAUAAUGUUGGUUUAAAUAUUUUACUGUAGCACAAAGUAAGAAAGUAUUAUGAAUUUCAACACAGUUAAUAAAACGAAGAUAGAUAAUAGAAUAGACUUACAUUGAUUGAGAAUCUACCAUCUUAGAUUAAAUAGGAAGUUCUUUUAGAUGUGAAUGUAGAAUUUCUGAAAUCAAUUUAAUUCAUUAAUUAGCUGACAAAAGAAUGCAAAGAAAAAAUAUCAUUAAAUGUGAAAUAAAGAAUAUUUUAUCCUGAAGAGGUUAUAUUUAAAGAAAAAGAAUAUAAUUCCUGUCUAUUUUUUAUAUCACAAGGUUCUGUGCAACUUAAUAUCGCUGUAAAAACAAAGCAUGAGUCUCGUGAUGAAACACUCUCUGAAAUGGUUAUUGAGUAAUUAAAGAAAAAAGAUGUAUUUGGUUUUGAGGGAUUUUUUUACAACUGUCCUAAUCCCUAUAAUGCUAAAUGUGCAGCCUAUAGCGUUAUAACAUAUAUCGAAAGAUAGGACUUUAUCAACAUCUUAUAGCAAUUUCCACAAGAUUAUGAAAAAUUUUGCUUUUUAAAGGACGAAAUAGUAUUGUCUGGUAAACACAAAUUAAUUUAUGAGAAAUGCUACUCUUGUGGGGAUUUUGACCAUUCUUUCAGAGACUGCACAAAGAUAAAUCCUGCUUUUCAUUGGAAAGAAAAAUAUAAAGCAAAAGAAAAAUAAAUAAACCCAGAUAGAAACCCUAAAUUUAUAAGAAAAACUGUUAGUAUGUAUAAUGCGGUAAAAGACUAGUCUGAAAUUUCUAAAAUUGCACUUAGGACUAUGGUUUAAUAUGAUGAAGAAUCGCUUUUAAGCGAUUUAUGCUCUGUUUUAAUUGAUGAAGAGUAAGAAGAUAAUUUUGAUGAAUAAGAAUAAGAAAGCGAUACUGAUCUGAGUUCAAAUGAAGAAACAUAAAAACAAAAUGAAAAAAACAAAAAAAAUAAUGAUAGACUCAAUGAUAAUAAUGAAAAUGAGUUUAAAGAAAGAAAUAAAAAUAUUUUAAGAAAUUAGAUUUCAAAAAAUCGUGAAUUAAUAAACUGUGAGAAUUUAGAAUUAAAAUAAGUUUAAUCACUUGACUAAAAAAAAUCUAGGAGAGACAUGAAUAAAAAAAAUACAAGAAUAAAUUUAUCAGACAUAAGCGAAUUGCUUAGAUAAAUAAGCUAAGAUAAGAAGCUAAAAGAGACUAACAAUUCAUAAUAUGAAGAAUAAAAUGCAAAGAAAAAAGUUUAAAAGUCUAAGUUUAGUAAAUUCAGAUAAGCUAGCGGAGAUAUUAAUUGUAAUUUCAACUUACAAGACAAACCAAUCUAAUAAUAAAUUUUAGAUAAAUAUGCAUUUGCUGAGUAGCAGGAAGAUAUCAGAUAACCUAAUUUUAAUUUAGAAUUUAAAAAAUAAAUUUCUGAUAAUAAGACAAAUUAAGUUAAUUGGCUUGAUUAGUAAAAUUAAUUGGUUGCAAUUACAGAGCAGGUGAAUGAAUAACUUGAAAACUCAGGAACUCUUCAAACACAGAAUUUAACUAAGGAAACUCCUAAAAAUGUCUUAGAAAAAUAAUUAAGUUUAUCAGUAAGUAUGGUUUAAUUUGAAGAUUGUGAUGAAGAUUAAGAUUAUCCUUAAAAAAUAAACCAAAAUAAUAUUGAACAUCUGCAUAAAGCUGAUGCUUUUACAGUUAAAUAAUAAUCAAAAUCAGACUCACAAUCUAAAAAUGGUAGAGCAUAGGAAUUUAAGGAGUCUUCUAUAAAAUAAGAAACUGACAAAAUGGAGAAUAAGCUCAUUUAAUGUGGUUUAACCAGAUAAGAAACAUGGAAAAGCUAAAAAUCUAAUUUGUAAAGUACUUCAAGAAAAAGCAUUAACACGACUAGUAUGAGUUGCAACGAAUCGUAAUUUUAAAAUAUUAAAGAAAACACUGAAGAAGGUACGAAUUUAAAUACUAUUAAUCAAGUAAAAGCUUAAGAAUGUGACAUCUAUGAUAAGUUAUAUGAAAAGAGAGUACAAAAAGCUUAAAAAAUUUAUUUGAUGAAAGAGAAAUUAGUUAAAAAGAUAACUGAUGAAAUCAAUUAAAGCAUUGAAAUUAAUAACAAUAAUUAAGAAUAAGAUAUUUUUAAGCAAUUAGAAAGAAAUGUCUCAAAAAAAAUGUCUUUAAAGAAAAAAAGUAUUAGUUCAAAUUUUAAUUUUUCACCUUAAGAAAUUAACAAAUUGGCUUCACCUUAAUUUCCGCUUAAUAUUUUGCAAAUUAAAAACACCUCUUAAAUAUCUCCAAAGCUAUAAUAAACUGAUUAAAGCAAAAAUGUAUCUUAUAAGUAAAAUUUUUAAGAAAUAAAUUCACCUAUGACGAAUGCUGAAAAGUUAAUCACUGCUUUACCAAUUCUAAAACCCUAAAUAAAAAGAGAAGGCUCUUAAUAACUAAACAGGGCGAAAAGCUAAGAAGAAAAUAAGCUUCAAUUUUAAUAACUGAGGCGCACAGGAACAGUUAAGAUAAAAAGGAUAGAAGCCUUAAAAGAAACAGAGCUUGCAUAAUCUCCUAAUAGGAGAUUAAGCAUAGCAAUAAAAUCUCCUUAACUUGUAAAAACCGCUACAUCUGCUUCUGCUUCGAAACACUUUGAAAGAAAAAGUAUUUUAAAUAAUAACAUUAAUUAUUUAAUUGGAAGCUAAACAAGCUAAUAAACGAAUUCAAACGAUAUUUCUAAUUUAAAUGGUGACCCAAGAUUUACAAUCACUGCAGAUGGAGCAUAAGAAUCAUCAGAAUAUAUGAUAAGAUUCUUGUACAAUUUAUAGGAUUUAGAUCUCUUGAUUGUAAGAAAAAGAUUUUUAAUUGAGCAACAAAAAGGACUAUUGAAAGACUAUAUUUUUGUUGAAGAUAACGAAAUCGAUUUGGAUAUUUAAAAAGAAUACUCACAGUAUUACCCCUUAUAAAAUGCUAAAGAUAUUAUCAAAAUUUUAAGAAAAAAAUUAAAUAAAGUUUUAAAAUAGCAUUACCCUAGUAUGAAAACAACUCAUGUUAAGAAUUUUAAAUAGAAAAGAGCUAAAAUGAGUGAACUCAAAUCUUCACGUUAAAGUUCUAAAUCUUAAUUUAAUCCAUAGCAUUAAUAAAGCAUUUUUUUAAAUAAUUUAAAUUAAAAUAAUCAAACCACUUCCUAAAAUUUAAAAAUGGCUUGA
Molecule: messenger RNA, 4764 nt
Organism: Tetrahymena thermophila SB210
Lineage: Eukaryota; Ciliophora; Oligohymenophorea; Hymenostomatida; Tetrahymenidae
Product: cyclic nucleotide-binding domain protein
Exons: 11
Biological process (GO): regulation of membrane potential; potassium ion transmembrane transport
Cellular component (GO): membrane
Molecular function (GO): voltage-gated potassium channel activity; nucleic acid binding; zinc ion binding
Source: RefSeq, a predicted model, not a curated record